Molecule: messenger RNA, 2538 nt
Organism: Sphaerulina musiva SO2202
Lineage: Eukaryota; Fungi; Ascomycota; Dothideomycetes; Mycosphaerellales; Mycosphaerellaceae
Product: glycoside hydrolase family 47 protein
Exons: 1
Coding region: 55-1863 (602 amino acids)
Biological process (GO): carbohydrate metabolic process; N-glycan processing
Cellular component (GO): Golgi membrane; endoplasmic reticulum
Molecular function (GO): calcium ion binding; mannosyl-oligosaccharide 1,2-alpha-mannosidase activity
Source: RefSeq, a predicted model, not a curated record
GCAAUUGUAUGAUAUUUCUCUUACUAACCAUUCACUGUAAUGCGAUCUUGAAAUAUGCUUCGAUCAUACGGACGGGUGGCGGCAGUCGCCUUCGCACUUCUCUGUAUUGUAUUCAUUCUCCAUCUCAAACCAUUCGGAAAUGGCUCCACCGGAGAACGCUACCUUACAACAUCAUCGGGAGUGGUGGAUCCAGAUAGCUUCAGCUGGAGCGCAAGGAGAGAACACUAUCCAGUCCAGGACCAAUAUGCCAUUCCUGCUCCUGCACCAUUGUUCAACCAGAUCCCAAAUGUGCAACACCAUUUUGGGGGGAGCACCAUGUCGCGGGAACAACGUGCCACCAAUAGACAGCGCCUAGCUCAAGUCAAGCUAGCUAUGGAGCGCUCGUGGUCUGCGUAUCAACGCAGAGCAUGGCUAAUGGACGAGCUGACACCUCUUACUGGAGCCAACAAGACCACUUACGGCGGCUGGGCUGCCACUCUCUGCGACUCUCUUGACACUCUGUGGAUCAUGGGAAUGAAGAGAGAGUUCAACGAGGCUGUGGAUGCAAUUGCACAAAUCGAUUUUACGGCCACGACUAUGGACACUAUUAACCUCUUCGAGACGACGAUUCGAUAUAUGGGCGGCUUCUUGUCUGCGUACGACCUGUCUGGCGAUCAAAGGUUGCUGGAAAAGUGUAUUGAGCUUGCAGAUAUGAUCUAUGCUGCUUUUGACACGCCAAACCGCAUGCCAAUACUGCGGUGGGACUUCCAUGCAGCUCGUAAUGGACAAAAACAAGUGUCGCCAGACAGCAUUAUCUUAGCAGAAAUUGGUUCUCUAUCUCUAGAGUUUACCCGGCUGUCUCAAAUUACUGGCAACCCGAAGUGGUACGAUGCUGUUGCACGCAUUACGAACCUCUUUGAUGAGCAGCAGAACAAAUCAUCGCUCCCAGGAAUGUGGCCUCUCCAGGUCAAUGGCGCCGCAGCGGACUUUGCUUCUGGUGAUGUCUACUCCCUUGGAGCCUUCUCCGACUCAAUGUACGAAUAUCUUCCCAAGAUGUAUGCCCUCCUGGGUGGUUCAACACAGUAUGCCAAGAUGUAUUUGGUAGCAAUGGAAACUGCUCUCAAGCACAUCAUAUACAGACCUAUGAUCGAGGAGGGGGACCUCAAUAUCCUCGCCUCUGGCACCACACACGUGAAAGAAGCAGGCGAAAUCACACUCGAAGCUGAGUAUCAACAUCUAGUUUGCUAUACUGGAGGAAUGCUAGCUCUUGGCGGCCGUCUGUUCAAUGAGCCUUCACACAUUGACAUUGGUGCUCGCCUUACUAAUGGCUGCGUUUGGGCAUAUUCCAAGUUCCCAUGUGGUAUCAUGCCUGAGAAUUCGCAACUCGUCCCUUGCCCGGCUCAGGAUGCCUGCGAAUGGUCUCCAGACGCAUGGCACACCGCCAUAGGCAAAGACUCUGCUGUGUUCGACAAUAUGGGAAAGAAUGCUACGGCGCUCAUCGAAGAAUUGCAUCUGCCAUCAGGAUUCUCCGCGAUUCGUGAUGCAAAGUACCAUCUCCGACCAGAAGCUAUCGAGAGCGUAUUCAUCAUGUACAGAAUCACAGGGAACAGUGCUUGGCAGGAGAAAGGCUGGACCAUGUUUCGAAGCAUUUACGCGCAUACGAGAACGGAAUAUGCAAAUGCUGCCAUUGAGGAUGUCACGGACCCCGAGGCCCCAAAAAUGGACAAUAUGGAGAGCUUCUGGACUGCCGAGACGCUAAAAUAUUUCUACUUGUUGUUCAGCGACCCCAGUCAUAUCAGCUUGGACGAGUACGUAUUCAAUACAGAGGCGCAUCCUCUGAGACGGCCACAUACGGGAAAGAAGGGCUGGUUCUGGCGGAGAUGAUGAUCGAGAAGGAAAGAAUGUCAUGAAAGAGACACGGCCUGCAUCAAGCUUGCGCAACGUGGCACAUGAGAUAUCAGGCUGGGCGGAUUAACGCCCUCGUAGAGCAUUCUUCCUGACGCAAAGCCAGACUCCGCUCAAAGCCAGAACCCGCUCUUUGUUUCAGGAGGAUAAUGUGAGCAGCUGACUUAAAAACUCAAAACCCACUAGCAGAUGACGAGCGCGACGCCAGUCACCAUGAAAGCUCACCUUGAGAUCAAGAAGACCGAGAGCUCAACCUGAGCUGCGUAAUCUGCUGGUCGAGGGGCACGCUGCUUGUCAAUGCAAAGAAAUUUUCAAGAGACCAGGCGAUAUUGCAUCUCCUCGAGCAGGGUCUUUGCGAUGGACCCUCAUAGCAGCGUUAUGGCGGACAUGGCUGUAAGCGCGCCACAGGUGACAAGCGGCACAGUACCUGACAUCAAGAACUCAGAGCAGCGCAGGAGCGCCUGAUCGAUUGUUUUGGAGAGGAAAUUAACGGGGGAAAUUGAACGCGUUGAGGAAGUAGGCCUUGUGUUCUUCCCACUGUAUAAGUGUAUACGACAUCAGCCUUUCUGGGGUGACAGGGAAUAAAUGAGUUUCCAGCAGGGUCGGGAGUAUCUUUUUGCACAUAGACUGAUAGACUGGAAACUACCUGUAGAU